AUGCCAAGAAUUCGAAAUGAUCCAAAUUUCAAUAUCUGUCUGGACUAUGCAUCAAUUAACUUUGCGAACACGAGAGCACAACUCAUUAAUGAGAACGUCGAUGAAGAACAAGCAAUUCAAUUACUCAGGAACAUAUGGCAAGCUAACAACGAGACAGACAAGGUUUUGUGGCAGCAGCAGUUAGCUGAGGACAGAGAGCAGCGGGAGCAUGCACAAAGGAUACAAGAAGACGAACAGGAACGAGUCAAACAAGAACGCAUCGACGAAGAAGAUGCCGCACGCAAGGAGGAAAGGAAGAAGAAUAAACAUAAGUAUAUUCCAAUCCUGGACACGGGCAUUCCAGACGAACCGUCUGUCACACCUUGCUCAAUGACUGACGCCAUGGUUCUAUCAACCUUGGCGGAUGGAUCUACAGCCUGGAUCUCUUCGGCAUCAGCGCGUAACGCUAAGUCGGUUAUCAAUGACGAGAACUUACCGUUCGAGGAAUUUUGUCAGGCAUGUCCUCGCUUUCUAGUUGCCUUGGAAGAAGCGAACUGGCCGGAAGAUCGAAUCAGAAUGAUGGCACUGUUCUGGAGGAACAUACAAGUGCACAAGUAUCGUUCUUUGCGAGAUCCAAUAGCGCAAAAGACUCUUUUGGUCUAUCAGGCCGAGCAACGCAGACGCUGGCACGUAGCAGCGAAAUCCUCGACAGGACCAUAUAACAUUUCGACGGUUAAUGAAAAAGUACUGGCAGACACGAGGGAGAAAGUAUACUGGGAAGAACGGCUCAAGAGAGACAACGCGCGCGAUUAUAAGGUCAGUUUAUAA
Molecule: messenger RNA, 807 nt
Organism: Suillus bovinus
Lineage: Eukaryota; Fungi; Basidiomycota; Agaricomycetes; Boletales; Suillaceae
Exons: 2
Coding region: 1-807 (268 amino acids)
Source: RefSeq, a predicted model, not a curated record